Molecule: messenger RNA, 4603 nt
Organism: Adelges cooleyi (spruce gall adelgid)
Lineage: Eukaryota; Metazoa; Arthropoda; Insecta; Hemiptera; Adelgidae
Product: large proline-rich protein BAG6
Exons: 21
Coding region: 441-4142 (1233 amino acids)
Cellular component (GO): BAT3 complex
Molecular function (GO): polyubiquitin modification-dependent protein binding; misfolded protein binding
Source: RefSeq, a predicted model, not a curated record
CUGGUGGCUAUUGCCGUGCACUAUAAUAUUAUAGUAGUAGUAGUAGUGGUAACGUCCACUGGGCCCUCUCGACUCUAUCCUGUUAUUUCGUGUUUUUCUUUCCUCUCCGAAUUUGUGUCCAAUUUUUUUUCGUUUUCCGAUUAUCAUAUCAUCGACGGCCGGAUGUGUGUUUCUCGGUGUUAAGUUUCUCGCUCGACGCAAAUCGAGAAACGCGUGUCCAACGACGACGAUGGCUGAACAAUAAUAACGCGAAACAUAACACAAGUGUGCCGCCGUACUACGUCGUAAUCGAGAUCAAUCAAUAACGGGAACGGCCUUUGGGUUCUUGUGAUUGCAUUUUUUUUUUUUUUUUUUUUUUUUUGGAAUUACACAUCUAUUAUCGAUUACACGUUCGUGGCCGUGUGUGUGUGUGUGCGUGCAAAGGAGAAAUUCGGCCCAAAAUGAUCGACUUGACGAUUAAAACGUUGGACUCGCGCAAUCACAAAUUCCGAGUGCCCGACACCUUCACCGUGCUGGAACUCAAAGAACACAUUGCGGAACAAGUCAACGUUGCCGUGGUCCAGCAAAGGUUGAUAUUCUGCGGUCGCGUCCUCAGCAAUGAAACCAAACUCGCCGACAUCGGAAUCGAUGGAAAAGUUAUGCAUCUUGUUCAAAAAGUACCGCGCUUGGCGAGUACUACUACUGGGACGUCGUCGUCGUCUUCCACGACAACAAAUACGAAUAGCCGUUUAGGACAAGGCGGUAUAGGCCCAGGUUUCAGAGGAUGGCACGCGCACGACCCUACAGUAGUAUUCGGCGCUAUUGGUAUACCUUCAGAUUUCAUGCACGUACGAGAAAUUCCACGUCCGGCUAACAACAGGAAUAACAGCACCAGGAACCGAUUGUCGAUGGCUAUGGAUAUGAUACAAAAAAGCAACGCGAUUUUAGACACGCUCGAAAACCCUUCGGCCAGUCAGAACGAACAGGCGUCUACAAACGAUACAGAACAACAGCCGCCGGAGCAAUUUUCAGAAGAACCUACGCAAGACGAGGCAGCCGGCGAAAGUUUCUCCGACGCUCUUUCCCCGCCGACACAACCCGACCAGGAUUCCGUAAAUGUGAGCUAUGAAGUCGACGAAACGUACCCAAACACUGUUGUCGUUACAAUUGACGCUACACAUCAUAUGCGGAUGCCUCAAGGGUUAAUGCAACACAUGCAAAAUCAAUUGAACGCCGAUUCCGCGAAUCAGUUGAACGCCGAUUCCGCGAAUCAGUUGAACGCCGAUUCCGCGAAUCCAGUUGCUCGAGAUCCCAACGAACAGAGUCAGGCUGUUGAAGACGAAGCUGCGUCGGCCUCGGUAAACGUUUCGACUCAAUCGUCCACCACUCAGCCACAAGCAGAACAAGUUGCCGCCAGUACAACUCCUGCAGCAGCAGCGGCGGCGGCGGCAGCUGAACAAAAUCCAAGGGACGACCAAACUGCAGAAAAUAGAUCUAUGUCUAUCAGCCACGAUAGAAAUCGUCUUAAGAAACUGAUUGAAGAACUGAAUAAACUGAAUGCCAGAUUUCAGCCAUUUUACCAUAGUUACUGUCAAUAUAUAACCGACGAUCCUCAAUUCGAAUCUGCCGAUGGUGAAAACGGUUCGACCCGAGCUCAAAGCGUUUUCAACGGCGUGUCGGAAGUGAUGCAUUACAUAUCGCACAUAUAUCACGCUAUAAGCGAUCUGAAAGUAUCGUUCAACAGACCGCCUCCGCGUCCGUUCCAGUCGCGCGGCUGUCUUUUGCAAAGAGGCAUUUUACAUACGGCCCAUUCAAUUCCGGUGGCCGCGGUGCCGCCGCCAACUCAGCAACCCAGCUCCACCCAGACGACCAAUUCGAACCAAUCCAUUCCUAGCGUACGAGCCUUCAGACUUGACUUUAUGAACCCCGAAGGAGGGACUCCUGAACCGGUUAGUGUAAACUUAACAAAUUUAGCUCAAGCCGAAGCCAAUACAAACGCGGCGGCGACUGAAUCGAAUGCUGAAAGUAACAACACUACUAAUAAUACUUCUGGUACAUCCGAGUUUCCAGCCGGCACUCCGCACAGUGUUGAGUUGAUGUUUGAUCUUACUCCGGGCGGUAUUCGAAUCGACUCUCUCGAAGCGGCUUUCGUAGCUCCUAACGCUUCUUCGGCGGCGCCAAACCAACAGCCGCCAACAGCUGCGUCUACUCAAUCGACAACGGCCAGCAGUGAAGUGCCACCGCCCAAUAACAUGUCGUCGAUGCCAAUCGAUUGGAUGGAUCAAAUGAUUGAUGUUAUUUCUAGUGGCGUACGUCGUCCGUUCAUGCCUGAUCAACCUUUAGACUGGGUUAGCGUUCCAACGACUUCUACUCGGACACCUCGCGUCACUCCGAGGACUACGGAUUCUUCGUCGACGUCAAACACUCCAUCUUCGGGAAUAUCAUCGCGAGAACGAGGAAACUCUCGUUUGGAUCCGUUUUUGCCAUGCAGUUCACAUCAUUUUGAAUCGCAUUUAAGAUCAAUGGUGCUAGCCAGGCGGCCGAGAGGAACGUCCGCUGGUAAUAAUUCGAGUUCUAGUCCGAUGACGCCCGCUUCGCCGCCCGAGAUGAGACAGUUCACAGGCAGACGUCGCAACAGGCCCUUCGACGAUCAAGAGUUGGGCUUUGGCCUGCACGUACUUCCUAUUCCUUGGGGAAGAAAUCGUAACAACGUCGCUACGACUUCGGCAAACAACACUGCCGCUCAAACUACUCCGCAGCAGGCUAGCGGCGGGGCCAGUGCUGCAAACACGAUAGCUGGACAAAUAAGAGUGGGCAUGGAGAGCGUUUUUAGCACAAUUGAAAGAGAAGCCCUUAGGUCUCGUGACGCCAAUGGACAACCCGCCAAUAUUUCAGUACAACCGGCUUCUUUAAAUAACCGUACUUCUGGUAUAAGUAUUGGUUAUUUGCAAGGUCUCGAGUCGCAAAUAAAUACAGAUCUAUUGGAUUUACGUGGUCGAGACGAACUUUUGUUCAGAACUAUUGGAACUAUAUCUUUUUUCACCAGCAUGGCAGGUCGAUCCGUGCUGAUGGACAUUUUCCUGACGAUCGCUCGCGAAUGGACUCUACACGACAUACUGUAUUUGAACACAAGAUCUGAACAGUCGUCCAUCGUACAGCAUCCCGUUUCCAGACACAGAGACGCUUUGACCAAUUUCGUUUUGGACCGAAUCAUGCUUAACCAGCCGCCUACCAACGCCAACAUUGAAGACGCAGCCAAUCGUAUAUAUCAAGAGCUAUUGCCAUACGUCAAUGUCAUCCAUUGUUCCGUGACAAUACGUUCCAAUGUGGAUUUCGGCGCGACAAUUUUGAGAUACAUUACUCUGAACCUUCGCGGAAUCGUUUUUUGCUGCACCGAAAAUCGAGCGGGCGCUUCCAACGACAUAGUGACGUCGUUGAGUCGGUUCUGCCAAGGAUUGUUUUCGAUACUCAUUUACUGUUGCAAUAACCGUUCUGUGUUCAGAUUAAACGUCGCCGCAUUAUUGCGAUUUUUACCAUUGCCGGUUAAUCUGCAACGUCUCGUAAUGAACAACGCCCGUUUGAACAUAGACCGUUAUUGGGAGGCCAUAAGCGAUUUCAACAUAAGCGUCGCUUCCAUAUGCAAUUACAUUGUACCAUCCAGCGGCAGCAGCAGUCAAGCGCAACCGACGUUGACGCCCAAUCCGGAACAGUCUUCCAAUUCGAACGCCGCCGAAGCCAACGAUCCUUUACCCGAGGUCGUGCUCGGAUCUCAAGAAUGGCACCACAGCGUUCCGCCGGAAUGGGUGCCCGUGAUUUCUAGAGACUCGCAACGCCAAAGGCGUCAAGGUGCGCAACCGCCUUACAGCGACGCAUACUUGUCCGGCAUGCCGAACAAACGUCGAAAGAUCGUCACCAACUCCAAACCCCAAGGGUCUCUGUCGCAGAUAAUUACAAAAAAUCUGGAAGUAGCGAUGGGCGCAGCGGGCGUGGCCGUCAACAAAGAAGUCACAGCCAGCGUCGGAGCCGAUACUGCGGUACAGAACGCGUACACAGAACGUAUUAGGACGUUCGGCAGGUCCGGUCUGGACACCCAUCCGGAUUUCAGUCCCGACCGAUAUCCGAACGCUUCGAAAUUUUUUUACAAUCACAACCGCCAAAAUUGAAAGAAAAAAUUAAUCGUAAUUCACACAUUUAGUCACAUUAUAUAAUAUUAUUAUACAAACUUUGUUUAUUUCAACCUGGUUUUUACUUUAUUCGUGUUUUUCAAUUUUAUCUUCUACUCUCUUAAUAUGUCUAAUUAAAAAUAAUUUAAAAUAAUCGUAGCGAGAGAUUUUGCUUGUAUUAAAAUAUAUAUAUUCAAUUUGGUUGUAAUAAGUCAACCAAAAAUUAAUAAAACAUUCUAGUAGGCUAUUCGUCAAAUAAUUUAACCGUAGAUUUCAAUGUAAAGGUGUUGGCGAAUUAUUUAAUGAUAUAUUUUACCGAGUACUAUAUGUUGUACACAACUGUAAUGCUUUUUAUAACUACUAUGUAUAUAAUUAUAUAUAUAUGUACUUCUAAAACUAUGUGUAACUACUGUGAAGUAUAAAAAUACUACAAUAUUUAUUGGUUUGUCGUAAAAAAAAAA